AUGAGAUUCGCUCUCGAUCUGGACAUCCUCGCCCUUUUUGGCGCUUCCUUCGUCGCCAUCCUUUCCUCCCCUCUUCCCCUCCCCGUUUUCGCACCGAGGAUCCCCGCAUCCGCAGAGCUGGACCAUGGAGCAGCUUUAAAUGACGAUAGCACUCUUCCUGACUCUGUAUUGGUGAUCUCAACAUCUCUAUUCCUACUCCCGACUUUCCCUUUAACGCCCCCGUCCUCCCUUCACAUGUAG
Coniophora puteana RWD-64-598 SS2 is the source of this 240-nucleotide messenger RNA. RefSeq lists its product as uncharacterized. The record is from RefSeq and is a predicted model, not a curated record. Bases 1 to 240 code for a protein of 79 amino acids. The transcript has 4 exons. NCBI's taxonomy places the organism in Eukaryota, Fungi, Basidiomycota, Agaricomycetes, Boletales, Coniophoraceae.